UGUUCCUUGAAUUGCAAUGAUUACACGCCGGAAGCGACGUCGUCUGUGGGGUGGUGUCGUCUCCUGUCGUCUUCUUCACGCAGCACACAAUCAUUGUCUCCUCCAUCUUUGUCUGAAUCUUCAAAUCGAACGGGCCGAAGCUUCGUGGAGUUUGCAGGAAAAAAAUGGAAGCUAAUAGGAGUCAGGGUGGGAUUCAGCAGUUGUUGGCUGCAGAACAAGAAGCUCAGCAGAUCGUUAGUGCUGCCCGAAAUGCCAAGAUGGCUCGGUUGAAGCAGGCCAAAGAAGAGGCGGAGAGGGAAGUAGCUGAAUAUCGGUCCCAUAUGGAAGCUCAAUUCCAGAACAAGGUUGCAGCAAGUAGCGGAGACUCAGGUGCUAAUGUGAAGCGGCUCGAGCAGGAGACAGAGAUGAAGAUAAGUAACCUGAAAAUUGAAGCUUCCAGAAUAUCACAUGAUGUUGUACAAAUGCUAUUGAAGCAGGUCACAACGGUGAAAAAUUAGGUCCUGCUGGUAGAGGAUUAAAUUGGCCCCGUCGGAAAAUAAAGUUUGAUGUUAUUCUCUUUUACUCUGUUAUUUUGCAGAGAUAAGAACAAUUUAUGAACCAAAUAAUCUAUUUCUUUUAUAAUCCCAUCCCCUGGUCGCUGGGGAUUUAUCUGAUGGGUGGUGUACUCUACUAGGUAGCACAUAUCUCUUUGCAGUUUUGCACUUGAAUCUAUCCUUUUGUACCUUGAUGCCCAUUGUCGUGAUUAAAAGGAAGUUUUCGAAUUGCGCCUA
Messenger RNA from Punica granatum (pomegranate), 770 nucleotides. NCBI's taxonomy places the organism in Eukaryota, Viridiplantae, Streptophyta, Magnoliopsida, Myrtales, Lythraceae. The record is from RefSeq and is a predicted model, not a curated record.